AUGACUAUUUACUCAUUUUGGAUAUUUGAUAAGCACUGUAAUUGUAUUUUCAAUCGAGAAUGGACUCUAAGCUCAAAUACAAAUUCUGGUAUAAUUAAUGCUAAACAAAAUGAAGAAACAAGUAAAUUAUUAUAUGGUGUCAUAUUUUCAUUAAGAUCGGUAACGAGACAAUUAUCAUCAGAUUCUAAACAAAGUGAUAUUAAAAGUAUUUCCACAGGUAAAUAUAGAAUUCAUAUAUAUUGUACCGCAACUGGUUUAUGGUUUAUUUUAUUAUCAGAUUUCAAACAACAAUAUUAUACCCAAGUUUUGCAACAUAUUUAUGGUCAUAUAUACGUUAAAUAUAUUACUCAUAAUUUACUAAUACCAAGCGAUCUGGCUGAAAAUGAAAAUGAGAAAAGAGGUCAGGGGGUUAAAAGGAUAACUAAUAAGAAUUUUAUAAAGUCAUUAGAAACAUUUCUUGCUCCAAUGAUUAGUUAG
This is a messenger RNA of Henningerozyma blattae CBS 6284, 477 nucleotides long. RefSeq names its product TRAPP subunit BET5 (gene BET5). The record is from RefSeq and is a predicted model, not a curated record. The transcript has a single exon. Gene Ontology annotation, cellular component: TRAPP complex. The coding region runs from base 1 to 477 and encodes 158 amino acids. Gene Ontology annotation, biological process: endoplasmic reticulum to Golgi vesicle-mediated transport. Lineage: Eukaryota; Fungi; Ascomycota; Saccharomycetes; Saccharomycetales; Saccharomycetaceae.